Rhopilema esculentum is the source of this 3805-nucleotide messenger RNA. RefSeq lists its product as uncharacterized. NCBI's taxonomy places the organism in Eukaryota, Metazoa, Cnidaria, Scyphozoa, Rhizostomeae, Rhizostomatidae. The record is from RefSeq and is a predicted model, not a curated record.
CAAGUAAAAGGACAUAGAGGGAGUAUAAAGAUUCUUUGUAACUGUGCUUCUUCGAUUGCAAAUCAGAAGUUCAACGAGUUCGGUAAUAUCAGGUCUUUUUAUACCCUUUGUGGUUAAGAUUCAUUGGCUCCUCCGCAAAACAAAAGAGAUUAUUCUUUUCAGUGACACGUGUGUGAAUCAUACUCCAAACACCAGGGGUAUCAAGGCCUCGGUGAAUGUAAGUCAGUUGAUCAGAGGGACCCCAAAAGUUGUUGCUUGGUCUAUUCCGGUAAGGCAAAUUCUUGCUUCAAGAAAAGCCAAGGAAGAAUUCUCUCAAGCGGUUGUCAUAUGGAAGCUGGAGGAACUUUUAUAGACACGCAACAAACCUAAGGGCAUUUGUCGCUGACAACUCAAUUGGGAAACAAGCAAAAACCGAAGACAAGAUGAAAAAUUUGAUUUUCGUAAUACAACUGUUUAUGGUCGUUGCCUGGAUUUCAGAACGGUCUUCUGCCCAAUUUGGUGCUCCACCAGUAGCGACCAAAGAAGUAGCUGGCAUUGAACCAAAUGAUGUUGUAGUUGAAUGCUACCAAAAAGGAGUAAAAGUUAUCAUUGAAAAAGCCCGCCUCCGGAGAAUCCAAUCAUCAGAAAAACUCCAUUUCUUGGAUCCAGCUUGUAUUGCUGGUGAAAAUGAAACCCACUUUAUUGCUUCAACAAGCUAUCGAGCAUGCGGAAUCUCAAGGAAAGUGCAAUGGAAUGGCCUAGUGUACAGCAACACACUAAUGACUGGCUUUCCGGACACCGAUGAAUUCGAUCCUAGGUGCCCUGUUGUGAGCAUCAAGUUCACCUGCGUGCAUUCCUUCUUCGUUUGGCCGAAGCCGAGAAUGACUCGUGCUGUUGCUAAGUAUAUUAACUGCGAACACAUCGUUGUACUUGGACCGAAAAUUAAGAACGGCAUCUUUGGUAGAAUGCGAGCAAAGUCUUCUGGGAUAAGAAUGAGGUCACGUGUCUUGUCAUGUCCAAUGUUAAUUGGAAUUGGCCCACCAGUCAAAAGCGGUGAAUUCGCAAGAGUCACGGUGAAAUCGAAAGGGUUCAAAGUAAAGCGAACCGAAGCAUUUGUAUGCAAGCCGCUGAAAAGGAAUGGGGAAUAUGACGUGCAGCUCAAAGCAUACACUGAUGAGAAGUUCUCGAACGAAAUUGGGCGAAUUUUAGAGACGCCGGAGCUCACGAUUGAUAUUUUUUACGACUUAAAAUUGAACACAAAGGACAGUUUCUUAACUAUUUAUCCAGAAAGAUGUUAUGCAACGCCAACUGCUGAUCGACUUGAUAAGAUCCAAUAUCUUUUCAUAAAAGAUGGGUGCAUUCUUGAUGAAACAAUUCAAGUCUAUUCUUCGCCAAGUUACAGCUAUAGAUUCAGUAUGAAAUCUUUUACAUUUGUCGGAAUCAAGGACGCCAUGUUUUUCAUCCACUGUGACGUUUCUAUUUGUGAUGCUGAAGACAAGGAAUCUUCCUGUGCCAGGGGAUGCUCAGCAAAAACCUUUAGGCGAAAAAGAUCGCGAACCAGAAAGAUAUCUGGUGGUUUUUCUAAAAAAUGCAGCUUUCAGUCAAUCGAGGUUGCUAUAGACAGGUCUCUGCUCCGCAACGCAGCCCAAGGAAACAUUCAUUUAGAAGACCCAAACUGCAUAGCAAGCGUUAAUGAGACACAUUUCUCUUUCAACAUUAAACGAGGAAAAUGUGGCACUUUUGCAAAGACAAGUGGCUCGAUCGUCGAAAUAAGCAACACUGUUUAUUAUCUUGCGGGUAGCGGGCGUGGUUUUUCAAUCCCCGUAAAGUGUAAAUAUACAGAGAGCAAAGUAUCAAGUUCGGCUGGCCGAUCUUACAAGAUUGCCCACCAUGAACGCUUUGUGAGCAUAUGGUUAGGCCAAAGCUAUCAUUUUAACAGGAAGAUCGUUCUGGAUCCAUCAGUGACUGAGAUAUUCUCCGAUACUCCAUUAAAUAUUGCAGCAAAUGAAAUAGGAGAUGUUUUGGAGGUAUCAGUUUCCCCUUAUAACAAAGAUCUGUUCUUCGUGAUUGACCACUGCAAAAUCAAGCCAUCCCCAUCUUCGAGGAGGAAAAGAAUGCUCAUUGAGCAUGGCUGUGCCAUCGGAGACGAUGUUCUUCUCAUGAAGACAAACAUGACAGCCAAGAUGUACUUUGACUUUCAACGCUGGAGAGUACCGGGAAGCAAGUUGUAUGCCAAGUGUCACUUCACCGUCUGCCACAAAAAUUCACUUUCAGCGCAUUGUAGAAAGAGGAUCUGCCACAAUCAGAUAGCCGUGCUGUCUAACAAGAGAAAGCGGAGAUCUACCGAUGCAAACACCAUUGAUAGCAGCAUCACUUGCAAGCCGGGAAAGAUCUCAGUCGCCAUUGCAAAGAAGUCUUUACCAAAGAUCAAGGCAGCUGACCUCAGUUUGAGAGACAGUAAAUGCGGUGCACGAGAGAAUGAUACACACAUUAUCCUAGAAACAAAGCCUUUCGAAUGUCGCACUAGUUUGAGGAGUUUUGGAAGCGCUGUUGAGUACUCAAAUAUUGUUCUAAAUAACCCGACAUUCGUUGGCGGUAUCAUCAGGCGAUUUCCCACCUUUCGUUUGCCUUUUAAAUGCGUAUUUUCUCCAUUCAGAAGACGGCCGACCACUUUCAGGACAAAGAAAACUCAAGUGAAUUUUUCAGGAAUAUCUACUGGAACAUUUUCAGUUCGACUCAAGCUUUUUACAGACCCAAGCUACGACACUGAGAUGGACUCGAUCAAUGCGAGAUUGAGCCCAGGGUCUGACAUGUACUUUCAAGUUGGCAUGGAGUCGCCCAAUUCAUCACUAACAAUAUACCUGGAAAGCUGCUACGGAAAGCCGUUCUUCUCGACUGACAGCAGUCAGAGAUACGAAUUUAUCAAAGACAACUGCCCGGUGGAUGAUUCAGUGCUAUUCUACAGAACAGAAAGGACAGACCAGAAGCGUUUCAGCGUGUCUCCGUUUGAAUUCAGCGGUUCAGUGUACAAGAGCGUGUUCGUGAAUUGCAUCAUUUCCGCCUGUAAACCCAAUGAAAGUUCGUCACGCUGCCUCAAGACUUGCCCAAACAGUCCUUUACCAUUAUAAACCGUCUUUUGACCACUUCGCGUCAAUAUUCAUAUUUCUAAUUGUAACACGGUGUUUAUUACAAAUGGUUAUCAUGCCAAAGCAUAGCAUAAAAUAUGUAACUUGCCGUACUGAAUGAAUUGCAUCUGGUUUUUAUGGUACCAAUAAGCUUGCUACCUGCCUUAAUCGUCUGUACAUCAGCCUAAAACAUCCUAUCCCAACAUAAUUCACAUUUUAUAGGAAUUUAAUUAUUCUUAAGACAAUAAAUUAUUGCUUUUGUACCAUAUGAGCCAUGCCUAGCAAAGGUGCAAUCUCUUUGGCUAGAUACAACAACCAUAUCAAGUUGGGAUCACGCCCUGAUAAACCGUUCGUACAGGCCUGUCGCUUACCAACUAGCAGAGCAGUUCUACGGAUUUAAUAGACUUUUAUGAAAAUUGCCCUUUGUCAAAACCCUUUCUUCUGAUUUCCCAUCUUAGCAUGUAUUCAUUUUACCGCAUUUUACUUGGUGAUUUUUGCCUUUAUCACUUACUUCCAAGUGUUUAACGGAUAUUUUGUGUUCUGCUUUCUAAGAAAUUUUGCAAGAAAAUCUAGUUAAGCUAGAAAUUAAAAUUUGAAAAUGUAUGAAAUUAGUAAUUUUGAUAAAAUUUAUAUUUCUGUGUUUGAUUAUUUGCAAAUUAUGCAUAACCUUUUCAUAACUACAGUGAUUUGUAUAUGUUUUC